AGGCCUCCCACCGCGCCUGCGCUGAGGAUGGACACUAGCUCGUCUUUCCCCGACGCCCAGCCGUCCGGACCGGGGUGAAAAACUGCGUGACACGCAGCGAGCGUGGCGGCCAUCUUCGUCUUCUGGGCACGUCAGCUGAGCCGGUUAAGGCUGAAGAGGAGCGUUGCGCAAGCGCACCCAAGACAGUCACAGGUAACUCCCAUCUGACGAGCGAGGCGUCGCCGUCGUCGCCGGAAGUUUGGUGUUUGCGCCGCGGGGGAGGCGGCGGCCGCAGCAGUAGCAGCUGAGUGUCUCCUGAUACCCGGAUGUGAGGCGAUCCGCUGGCUCUGUUCUGACCCUCCGCCAGGCGAAAGGAAGAUUGUCUUUGGCUAUAGAGUUUUUUUUUUUUAAAGAUUAAACAUACAGGAAGUGAUAAGAAGUACCAUUCAUUAGAAGCAUCAUCCAUCAAUCAACUUGAAGAAAAAGGUGAUAUACUAUUUCUUUAAGGUGCUGUGUGAUGUGUUAAGAGCAUAUUAUAAGGAAUGAUUUUGUCUAAUUUUCAUGAGUUAUGGUGGCUGAGACAUCGAGUCUAUGUUGUGGGGCAAAAACUAAAUGGCAGCACAAAAGGAAAUCUAUAUUAAUAGAAUAUUUUAUUGAACAAAGGAGGUUAGAUAAGAACUGCAAACCAACAGACUCAGCAAACAAGGAAAGAAACGUGUUAGCCAUAAGACAUGUUUCAAGUGAAUCGAAGUCCAAUAACUGUAGACUUCAGAAGAAAAAAGUUUUCAAAAAUUUUAUCAAAACAGGUCACUGAUAAAUAACUCCCCAGUAAUAGGGCUAGGCCUGAAACCAAAAUUAAUUAAAAAAUUAACAAAACAGUUCGAACCUGAAUUAAAUUUCUUUUCAUAAAAAAACUUGUUAAAAAUAAUCAAAUUAAAUUUUCCUCAAAUUUUUAUUACCUUGUCCAAAGUAAAGCAAGUAUCUUUUAGCAUUCAUGCCAGCUUUUCUCAUGUUCUAGGAAUGACAGAAACCUUACUUGAAGCAAACUAGUAUUUUUGUUGAAAAUGUGUAUCAGCAUCAGUUAAAGUUGAUUUUUCAUACCUGCUCCUCAGUAAUAAUACUAGCUAAUCAGCAUUCACGCCUACCAGGACACAAAAAUCCUCUUCAAAAUUACACAGAAAAGAAAGUCAUUACUCAGGAAUGAUGUCCAUUCAGGAGAAAUCAAAAGAGAAUUCUUCCAAAGUUACUAAAAAAAGUGAAGAUAAGAAUUCAGAAACAGAAAUUCAGGAUUCUCAAAAGAAUCUAGCAAAAAAAUCAGGUCCAAAGGAGACUACAAAAUCACAGGCUAAAUCUUCCAAUGAAAGUAAAAUAAAUCAGCCAGAAUUGGAAACACGCAUGAGUACGAGGUCAUCAAAGGCAGCGUUUACUGAUAAAGCUACCAAAUCCAUUAAUAAAAAUACAGUGACUGUGAGGGGACAUUCACAAGAAUCUACAAAAAAGAAAUUAUCUCAGAAAAAAUCCGUGCAUGAAAACCCUAAAGCAAAUGAACAGCUUAACCGGAGAUCACAAAGGCUACAACAAUUAACAGAGGUUUCAAGAAGGUCUUUACGCAGUAGAGAAAUUCAGGGUCAAGUUCAAGCAGUUAAACAGAGUUUGCCACCAACUAAAAAAGAGCAGUGUAGCAGUACUCAGAGUAAAUCUAGUAAAACAAGUCAGAAACAUGUGAAGAGAAAAGUACUGGAAGUAAAGUCUGACUCUAAAGAAGAUGAACAUCUAGUAAUUAAUGAAGUAAUAGAUUCCCCCAAGGGGAAAAAACGCAAGGUAGAACAUCAGACAGCUUGUGCUUGUAGUUCUCGGUGUGUACAAGGAUCUGAAAAGUGUCCUCAGAAGACUACUAGAAAAGAGGAAGCGAAACCUGUGCCUGUAACUUCUGAGGUGAAAAGAUCAAAAAUGGCUGCUUCAGUGGUCUCGAAAAAGAAUGAGAUAAAGAAGUCGGUUCAUACACAAGUGAAUACUAACACAACACUCCCAAAAAGUCCACAGCCAUCAGUGCCUGAACAAAGUGAUAAUGACCUGGAGCAAGCAGGAAAGAGCAAACGAGGUAGUAUUCUCCAGCUCUGUGAAGAAAUUGCUGGUGAAAUUGAGUCAGAUAAUGUAGAGGUGAAAAAGGAAUCUUCACAAAUGGAAAGUGUAAAGGAAGAAAAGCCCACGGAAAUAAAAUUGGAAGAGACCAAUGUUGAAAGACAAAUACUUCAUCAGAAGGAAACAAAUCAGAAUGUGCAAUGUAAUCGUUUUUUCCCAAGUAGAAAAACAAAGCCUGUGAAAUGUAUACUAAAUGGAAUAAAUAGUUCAGCCAAGAAGAACUCCAACUGGACUAAAAUUAAACUCUCAAAAUUUAACUCUGUGCAGCACAGUAAGUUGGACUCUCAAGUUUCCCCUAAAUUAGGCUUAUUACGAACCAGUUUUUCACCACCAGCUUUAGAAAUGCAUCAUCCAGUGACUCAAAGUACAUUUUUAGGGACAAAGCCACAUGAUGGAAAUAUAACUUGCCAGCAGGAAGAAAUGAAAGAAACUAAUUCUCAAGAAGUGAAAAUUAAUGAUAUUACAGUAGAAAUUAAUAAAACCACAGAAAGGGCUCCUGAAAAUUGUCAUUUGGCUAAUGAGAUUAAACCUUCUGACCCACCAUUGGAUAAUCAGAUGAAACAUUCUUUUGAUUCAGCAUCAAAUAAGAAUUUCAGCCAAUGUUUGGAAUCCAAGCUAGAAAACAGUCCAGUGGAAAAUGUUACUGCUGUUUCAACUCUGCUCAGUCAAGCAAAAAUUGAUACAGGAGAGAAUAAAUUUCCAGGUUCUGCUCCCCAACAGCAGAGUAUUCUCAAUAACCAGACGUCUAAAAGCAGUGAUAACAGGGAGACUCCACAAAAUCAUUCUUUGCCUAAGUGUAAUUCCCAUUUGGAGAUAACAAUUCCAAAGGACUUGAAACUAAAAGAAGCAGAGAAAACUGAUGAAAAACAGUUGAUUAUAGUAAGUAUACAACUUGAUCGUUUUGGUGAACUCCCAACUGUACAGUUGUCCCAUGGGAGAGAGUUGGUAGAUCAUUAUUGCUGUAUUUGGAAUUUCUUCAGAUUUCAGACUGCCAUGCCAGGCCACAUAAUUCUGGGCUGGAAGAAAGAAAGAAUUCUGGCAGAAUACCCUGAUGGCAGGAUAAUAAUGGUUCUUCCUGAAGACCCAAAGUAUGCCCUGAAAAAGGUUGACGAGAUUAGAGAGAUGGUUGACAAUGAUUUAGGUUUUCAACAGGCUCCACUAAUGUGCUAUUCCAGAACUAAAACACUUCUCUUCAUUUCCAAUGACAAAAAAGUAGUUGGGUGCCUAAUUGCGGAACAUAUCCAAUGGGGCUACAGAGUUAUAGAAGAGAAACUUCCAGUUAUCAGGUCAGAAGAAGAAAAAGUCAGAUUUGAAAGGCAAAAAGCCUGGUGCUGCUCAACAUUACCAGAGCCUGCAAUCUGUGGGAUCAGUCGAAUAUGGGUAUUCAGCAUGAUGCGUCGGAAGAAAAUUGCUUCUCGCAUGAUUGAAUGCCUAAGGAGUAACUUUAUAUAUGGCUCAUACUUGAGCAAAGAAGAAAUUGCUUUCUCAGAUCCCACUCCUGAUGGAAAGCUGUUUGCAACACAGUACUGUGGCACUGGUCAGUUUCUGGUAUAUAAUUUUAUUAAUGGACAGAAUAGCACGUAAAACAAAUUCUUGCCUACACCACUAGAAGACAUCUAUUGAAGAGAAUGGAUUGGUUGCUGACUUUAACCAGGAACUAGGGCCAUUUUUAUUACGAUGAACUCAGGACUGGCAACAACCAUAUGGUUGUUCCAUUUUCAUAAAAUUGGAAACAAUGCAGUAAUAGCUUAUUGUUUUGUUUUUUAAAGAAGAUAUUUUAUUAUCUUUUACAGAAAUUUAUGAUUGAUGUAUUUUAUCUAUAGUUAUUUAGACAUGUUUACAUGCAGCAGAUAAUUGUUCAUAGUGGACUGAAAACUAAUGCAAGGACUAUGGUCUCAGUGAUAAGUAUAUUUUGAAGUUCUUAAUAUGGAAAUAUACCAGUGUAGCUUGGUACUGUAUUUUUUUAUAUUGAUCUGCUGAUACCAGUGAUAGGUUUAAGGAUUGUAUUUUCACAGAGUGGAAACCCAUUUUUUUACUUAUUGUUCAAGGAGGGUGCAAUAUUAAAUGUUUUGGAAUUUGAAGCUAAUUUUUAAAAGGCCUGAACUAUACUUUGAAGAAACCCCGAUAGAAAAGGAAAGCUCCAGCUAAACAGGAAGAAUUAGAAUAUUGAGCUUUUUUCCCCAAUUUUUCUUUCCUAUCUUUGAUGGAAGGAGGAAGUAGAAAGUGGUAAAGAAUUGAGGCUUUCCUUCUUGAAGAGGUAUAAAUGACAAGCAUUAGGAAAGGUACCCUCCUAGAUUCAUUAUUCUUUCAUUCUGGUUUCACUUUUAAAAAUAAAUGGCAACUUGGCACCCCUAGGCUGUUAACAAAUCUCAAAGAGGUUUAUAAAAACCUAUAGAAUACUUGGAAGCAAAGUAUGGAUGAGUCGGUAUCUGCUUUGUUAUUCCUCAGAAAUACUGCACUGAGUAUAUGCCCUCAUUACUGGACUUCAUUUUGAUACUUGUCUAUCCUUCAUAGUGCCCUCUACUUUUAAAGGGUUUAUAUGUUGAAAAACUGCUGUGGCCUUUUAUGACCUGUAUAUAAUGUAGAAUAAAAAUAAUAAAAUACUUGAUAGCUUUUUCUAAGUGACCAAUGUACUAACUGAGA
Molecule: messenger RNA, 4764 nt
Organism: Mandrillus leucophaeus (drill)
Lineage: Eukaryota; Metazoa; Chordata; Mammalia; Primates; Cercopithecidae
Gene: ESCO1
Product: establishment of sister chromatid cohesion N-acetyltransferase 1
Exons: 12
Coding region: 1180-3705 (841 amino acids)
Biological process (GO): mitotic sister chromatid cohesion
Cellular component (GO): chromatin; nucleus
Molecular function (GO): protein-lysine-acetyltransferase activity
Source: RefSeq, a predicted model, not a curated record